Molecule: messenger RNA, 495 nt
Organism: Mangifera indica (mango)
Lineage: Eukaryota; Viridiplantae; Streptophyta; Magnoliopsida; Sapindales; Anacardiaceae
Exons: 2
Coding region: 133-327 (64 amino acids)
Source: RefSeq, a predicted model, not a curated record
AGGCUCAAAGCGGCGUCGUUUGAAUCGAAGAUAGAAACAGUCAUGUCAUACAUAGAGCGCGCAUAGAAGAGGUUCGCUCUGCGCUGAGACGCAGAGUUUAAAGAAUAAAAAAGAUCAAAACCAGAGAAAGAAAUGGCGGUGGGUUCAGCGUACUGGGCUUCCGUACGGGUAAUAUGCGGCACCAUUGCCGGUGGCAUUUUAGGCUUCUACGUUAUGCAUCGUGUUGAAAUUAGCUAUAAGGAGAAGAUGAAGGAGAGAUUGAGAAGGUAUGAGAUUGAGAUGAAGAAGAGGCAAGAGAAGUUGAAUGAGCUUGAGGAUUCUGCCUAGUUUAGCAUGUUAAAUGCAGUAGUUUUAAGCCUUUCCUUUUUCAUUUCAUUAUAAGCUUUUUGGUUCGUGUGACAUUGUAGAAAGUUAAGAAAGAAAAUAAAAUUUUGAAUAUUUUGUAUUAUGUUGUUUUAAUUACCGAAAUAAUGAGAAAUUUAAUUGUGAGUGAAA